Messenger RNA from Malaya genurostris, 1889 nucleotides. RefSeq names its product glutactin-like. The transcript is spliced from 4 exons. The coding region runs from base 32 to 1837 and encodes 601 amino acids. The record is from RefSeq and is a predicted model, not a curated record. Lineage: Eukaryota; Metazoa; Arthropoda; Insecta; Diptera; Culicidae.
GCAUCAUACAAAUUUGUUCAUCCGCGGAAACAUGACUACAAUUUGGAGUUCGAUGUUAAAAGGGGAAACGCUCAGGAUAAGUUCUUUUUCGUUUCGAAAUGCUGUGAGACCGUUUUCCACCAUCGACGCUAACAGAAAUACGAUCGUAGAGCUACCAGGCCUUGGAAAAAUUAAAGGCUCCAUAACUGAGGGUGCAUGGACUGGAACAAAAAUUUACCAAUUCCUAAACAUUCGGUAUGGUGAACCAGCGAAUGGUAUAAGGCGCUUCAAACCACCGGUUCCCGUUCAGGGAUGGAAAGAUAUAUUGGAUGUCAGCAAGCCAAAACUUGGAUCGCCUUCAUAUUCUGACAUGAAACUGUAUACCCCAGUACAGUUAGCUCAAAACCAAGAGGAUUGCCUCAAUGUUUCCGUUUAUACCAAGGAUACUAGUGGUAAGAAACCUGUGAUUGUUUACAUCCACGGAGGGCUGUUCGUUACUGGAGCAGCUAGUCACUUCCCUCCGAAUUAUAUUAUGGAGAAAGACGUCGUUUUGGUCGUGCCUCAGUACCGGUUGGGUCCUUUAGGUUUUCUAUCAACAAGGACAGAAAAUAUUCCCGGAAAUGCCGGCAUCCAUGAUGUGAAGUUAGUGUUUGAAUGGGUUCAGAAGUAUAUUUCGCAGUUUGGAGGAGAUCCAAAUCAGGUUACAGCCAUGGCACAAUCAUCCGGUGCUUCGAUGGUAUCUUCCAUGCUCUACAGUCCGGCAAUCGACACCGAGAAACUUUUCCAUAAGCUCAUUUUGCAGUCUGGCUGCUGCUUUACUUCCUGGAGCUACGAUCAUACGCCCAUAGAAAACACCCGAGUCAUUGCUGAACUGGCUGGCUGUGAUCCGAAAGCGAAUCUGGAAGAACUUGAACAAUUCCUGAUGAAAGUUGAUGUGUACCAACUAAUGAAGGCGUUCUCGAAACAAUAUCGGAUGAAUCUUGUGAACAAAGGGAUUGAUAAGAUUGGCGGUUGUCGAAUCGUGUUAGACUGUUCGCAUGGAUUAUUCCCACAGUUGCCGUAUCAAGCCAUGCGCAAGGGAAUGGUUCGAAAAAACCUUCCUAUGCUCGUCGGUACUACAAAACAUGAUGGGACAUUUGCCAUGGUGGACAUCUUUCUUUGCUUAGCACAAAAGAAGCUCCGAGGUGCAACUUCAGUUCAUUUGCAUUUACUUAUUGAUGAGAUGAAUCAACUUAUGGGCAUAGACGAUCCCUCAUGCGUAGUUCGAUCGCUGCAAACUGCACUAUUCUACGGUGACGAGACAUUAGCGAAAAAUGAUCUCACGAAGCUAAUGCCUGGAUUGUCAGACGCUGCAGCCACUUCCCUGAUGAAGGGCCCUGUACUGAAACAGGCACAGGUGAACGCAACUUAUCAACCGAAUGAUACAUUUUUGUACAGCUUCGACUACGCCGGAGAACACACUAGAUUUGGUUUCGGUCUAGACACUUCACAGUUUCCAUUUGGAGGAGGUGUUCAUCACUGUGAUGAUUUAAUAUAUCUGUUCCCAUAUCCUCCAGAAGCAUCGAAUCUCAAUGAAGCUGAUUCGCAGAUUGCAAAAAAGACGGUUGAUCUGUGGACUUCCUUUGCUACUGAUGGCAUUCCUCGGGCAGAAGGAGUACCUGAUUGGCCCAGCAUGAAUCGCGUUUGUGGACCUUACAUGAAAAUUGACGAAAAUUGUACAAUCGGUGAAAACUAUCUAAAUGAAUUCACAACGACUUCGCAAGACCCGUCCAGUAUAGCAAAAGAAACCAAAAGUCGAACUAAAAAGGUUUCGUCCAAAACACAGAACGAGCAACAGCGGGAGGCCAUCAAGCAGUGAAAUUGUUUAGUAUUUAUUUUUCUAAUGAACCCAUGAAUCAAAUAAAAUAAGU